AUGCCGCACGCCGACGCAUCCAACUUCUCCCCCACGCUCAGCAAAUCCGAAGCCUACGAGCAACUCAUCUCUUCACUAACCGCGCUCCUAAUCGACCAACGCAACUGGGUGGCCAACACGGCCAACACAGCAUCCUUACUAUGGCACCUCUACCACAGCUUCCCGUCGACCUCGCCAUCCUCAGCCGUCAACUGGGCUGGCUUCUACGUGCUGGACCCGACGGACCCAGCAGGCCAACUGAUUCUUGGCCCGUUCAUGGGAAAGGUCGCGUGCCAGACCAUCAGGAUCGGACGUGGUGUGUGUGGUGCUGCGGCUCAAGGGACUGGGAGGACCGUGCUCGUCAAGGAUGUCGAGGCCUUCCCGGGCCAUAUCGCUUGUGAUGGCGACAGUCGGAGUGAGAUUGUAGUGCCUAUCAGGACAGGCGGCAAGGUUGUCGGAGUGAUCGACAUUGAUUGUGCGGAACUCGAGGGCUUCGACGAGGAGGACCAGAAGAGUCUCGAGGCCAUUGCUGAUCUGUUAGGGAAGUCGAGUGACUGGUAG
Messenger RNA from Exophiala bonariae, 540 nucleotides. RefSeq lists its product as uncharacterized. The transcript is spliced from 3 exons. NCBI's taxonomy places the organism in Eukaryota, Fungi, Ascomycota, Eurotiomycetes, Chaetothyriales, Herpotrichiellaceae. Gene Ontology annotation, molecular function: L-methionine (R)-S-oxide reductase activity; protein binding. Gene Ontology annotation, cellular component: cytosol. Bases 1 to 540 code for a protein of 179 amino acids. The record is from RefSeq and is a predicted model, not a curated record.